Messenger RNA from Vitis riparia (riverbank grape), 1910 nucleotides. RefSeq names its product DNA polymerase epsilon subunit B. Gene Ontology annotation, molecular function: DNA binding. Lineage: Eukaryota; Viridiplantae; Streptophyta; Magnoliopsida; Vitales; Vitaceae. Bases 90 to 1673 code for a protein of 527 amino acids. Gene Ontology annotation, cellular component: epsilon DNA polymerase complex. The transcript is spliced from 13 exons. The record is from RefSeq and is a predicted model, not a curated record. Gene Ontology annotation, biological process: DNA-templated DNA replication; error-prone translesion synthesis.
GCAAAAGAAGUGGUUUUGCCGCCCAAUCCACACCCAAACAGGGAAAGGCAAAGAAAAGUUUGGAGAAAGGGAGAGAUUUUCAGGGAGAGAUGGGAGCAGCGACGAGGAAGAAGGUGCAGAGGAAGUUCAAGAUCAGAGGUUAUACCCUUAAAGUGGAAACCCUAGACGAGAUCCUUUCUUUCUUGAGCCACUUCCAAGACGCUGAAGAUGAGGCCAUCGAUCUCCUCCUCGACGAGCUCGAAAACGAAUCUUUGAAAUCUUCUAUAUUAGAUAAAGAAUCAGUGCAUCGGGUCGUCAGCCUCCUAUUGGAGGCAGAAGCAGCAGUUGAGGAAACUCCCGGGGCCAUCAGUACUCGAUCUGCACUUCGCAUAGUUGAUGCUUUCUUGAUGUCUAAAUUUUGUUAUGAUCCAAUAAAAAAGAUCUUCUAUGAGAAUACAGGGAGGCUUGCAAUUCACGGUGAUGCUUCUGCCAAAUCUGCUUUAUACAGAAAUAGGUUUCUGUUGUUGUUCCAGAGGCUUUCUCGUGAUCAGCACUUUUCUAAACCUGCAUUUGAUACUGAAAUGUCUCAUUUUGGAAGCUGUGAGAUAUCACCAAUUCAGUCUUUGAUUGGGCAAACGGGCAAGAGAUGGGUGAUGGGUGUUAUAUCUCAGUUGGAAGAUGGCCAUUUCUUCUUGGAAGAUCUUACUGCAUCAGUGGAAAUUAAUUUAUCUAAUGCAAAAAUUACUACAGGAUUUUUUUCAGAGAACACAAUAAUUGUAGCAGAAGGUGAGAUGCUCUUGGAUGGUAUUUUUCAGGUUAGUACAUGUGGGUUUCCUCCAUUAGAGGACAGAGAUGAAUCCCUUGCAUCACUUUCGGGACUCGACUUCUUUGGCGGUGGUACACUAACUAGAGAGGAAACUCUCAGACUUGCAGGACUGGAAAAAAAGGCUGUGAAUGACAUGUUUGUGAUACUCUCUGAUGUUUGGCUGGACAAUGAAGAGACUAUGGGAAAGCUAGCGACCGUCCUGGAUGGUUAUGAGAAUGUGGAGGUGGUUCCUUCCCUAUUUAUCUUCAUGGGGAAUUUCUGUUCUCAUCCAUGUAAUCUUUCCUUUCAUUCUUUCUCAAGUCUUAGAUUGCAGUUUGGAAAGCUUGGACAGAUGAUUGCAUCUCAUCCACGACUAAAAGAGCAUAGUCAAUUUCUGUUUAUUCCAGGUCCUGAUGAUGCAGGUCCAUCAACAGUGCUUCCUAGGUGUGCCUUGCCUAACUAUCUGACUGAAGAGUUCAAGAAGUACAUUCCAAAUGCCAUAUUCUCCAGUAACCCUUGCAGAAUCAAGUUUUACACCCAAGAAAUCGUGCUUUUCCGUCAGGAUCUGCUGUACAGAAUGCGCCGUUCAUGUCUAGUGCCCCCUUCACCAGAAGAAACCAGUGAUCCUUUUGAGCAUCUUGUUGCCACCAUAACACAUCAAAGUCAUCUUUGCCCCCUCCCUCUUAGUGUACAACCCAUUAUUUGGAAUUAUGAUCACUGUCUUCACCUCUAUCCAAAUCCACAUACGAUAGUUUUGGGUGACAGAAGUGAGCAAAAGGCAUUCAAGUACACGGGAAUCAUGUGUUUUAAUCCUGGUUCCUUCUCAAAUGAGAGCACUUUUGUAGCAUAUCGACCUUGUUCCCAAGAAGUUGAACUGUCAGCCUUGUAAUCAUUGAAAACAGUAACUGCAUUAGUUAUUCUUUUCACAAUCAAAUGUCUAUUGACACUCAUGUUGGAAGGAACUACCAUCUUCUCCCACUUAUUAAGUGGAAUAGUUAGAAACUAGAAUUGAAGUUCAUAUAAUGUAAUAGCCUCUUUUAGAAAAUUUCUGAUGUAAAUUAUACUGCACUACUGUUUUGGCUUAGUAGAAAUAAUAGUUAUUCUGAUUUUAUUUUUUUUUAGUUUA